Molecule: messenger RNA, 6403 nt
Organism: Acyrthosiphon pisum (pea aphid)
Lineage: Eukaryota; Metazoa; Arthropoda; Insecta; Hemiptera; Aphididae
Product: piezo-type mechanosensitive ion channel component
Cellular component (GO): membrane
Molecular function (GO): mechanosensitive monoatomic ion channel activity
Source: RefSeq, a predicted model, not a curated record
AUUUGUAAGGAUGAUACUGUUAUAGUAAAAUUUGUGGACUGCGAAUGGCCCAUGUAUGCUUUUCCAUUAAUAUUGGUUAUUACACAUUAUCUCUUAUGGUUUGAAUCACUCCUAAUACUAAACAACCCAUUACAGUUCAUGAUCUAACAUCUUUAAUGCAUUUUGAUGUGAACGAUUGUGUUCACAAUGGAAAAUGCUUAAAAGAUGCACGCUUCUACAGAACAUUCCGUGGCCCAUGUUCAUCCAACGGAAAAUACGCCUUUAAUUCGUGGCCAAAACCUAUGUAUACUACUAGUCCGUCUACAACUGAUAGUCCAUCAUGUAGUAUGGUGGAAAGUGAGGUCCAAAAACCUCAUACUCAACAAGAUGGGUAUCCUGAUGAUAAGGAAUAUAAAUCAAAUAUUUUUUAUUAUUUGAUGGAUGUUCUAAGUACUGUGUCACAGUUUAUCACCCGCACCUCAUAUAUUGGCACCAAUAUUGUAAUGAUGGCUUGGAGUAUUACAUAUCACAGUUGGUUAACUUUUGUAUUGCUGUUAUGGGCUAGUAUUUCUUGGAUGGUUCCUCAACAAAGAAAAACAAUGUUAAGAUCAUCGCCAUUUUUAGUAUUCUAUGCAGAGUUUUUACUGUUAUCACAAUUUUUAUACGGUAUGAAUUUAAAUGACUCUGAAUUACCUCAAACCAUUCAAGAUUGGAAUUUAGAACAAAUAGGCUUCACCAAAGUUCUUCAUUUCCCUUGCAAACCUUUAAUCAUAAAGACAUUAUUUACAACAAUGUUUUGGAUAACAAUGAGACAAUAUAUGCAAGAAAGGAGAGAAGCUAGAAGUCAUUCAGCUGUAGCUAAUAUGAUCGCUCCUCUUCAAGUUACAGUAGGAACAGCAACAGCUAUGGGAGGUGAUUCAGGCACAAAAGGUAGUCAAUUAAUGCAGAGACUUGGUGAAGAAGCUAAAAUAAUUCUAACUAAAUUUUGGAUAUGGGUUGUGGCAUUUGUGUUGUUUGGAAUUGGCAUAACUGGUGAACGGAUGACAAUAUUCCGAAUAAUUUACAUGGCACUGGCGCUUAUAUUUUUAUUAACAUUUCAAUUGUCUUGGGUUUUGUGGAGAAAAAUUAUGUAUGGUUUUUGGCUUACAGUCAUAAUUUAUUCAAUGCUGAUAUUAGUUAUGACUUACACAUAUCAGUUUGAUAAUUUUCCUUAUUACUGGGAAAAAUAUUUAAAAAUUCCACCCACAUUACAAUUAGACAUAGGUUUGGAAAAAUUUGAAACUGGAGAGCUAUUUGUAAGACUUUUGACUCCAACAUUUUUUGUUAUCAUAACUGUUGUUCAACUCUACUAUUUUCAUAAAGAUUUUUUGGCUAUUUCUGAUAUAAAAAGCCGAGGUACUAGUAUUGUUAAACCAUCCAAACCAGGUAAUUCUUCUGGUUCAGAUAGUGACAAAGAAUCAACAAAUUCAAGCAUUUCACUCACAGACAAUAAAUACAAAAAACAUCCGCCACGUCCAAGCUUUAUAUCUGAAAGAAAAUCUUUUAAAGUCUUCAAAAAUUUACCAAAGGUCAAAUUACGCUCAUUUUUUAAGAUGCUUAAAACAAUUUUGUCAUACAUAAUUGAGCUAGCAUGGCUAUAUGCCGAAUUACACAUGAUAAAAAUUAUAUUGUUAUGUGUCAUGUUUUUGGCUGUGUAUGAGGUGUGUUUGGUUCAUUUUGUGUUGGUUGUAUUGGUGACUAUUUCAUUAGUAUUUAAUAGCCGAAUACAAUCAAUUAUUGUUUAUAUUAUAUCUGUGUAUGUAUCUAUAUUGUUACUUACCAAGAUGAUUUACCAAAUUGAAUAUAUACGAGAGGGUACAUGGAAUGUCACUUGUCCAGACCCUCAUGAUCCAGAUAAAAUAAAAGAUUAUAAUACAGCAAAUUGGGUUGGAUUCAAAAAGUCUACGGCUUAUGUCUCAUUACUCAAUUUACUUAAAGGAUAUAUUUCUAUAGUUUUUGUCAUCACAUUGCAUAGGGUUGUAAUUACUCGGCAAAAAUAUAAGAGACAUUUAAAAGGUAGACCAUUGGCAAAACCUUUAAGGAUGUUCUCAGGUAUUACAUUUAAAGAUGUUGACCAUGAUAUACCUCACUGUCUGAAGUAUUUAUUGAACUUUGGAUUUUAUCGAUUUGGUGUGGAGAUAACUCUUAUUGCUGUAGCAGUACUAGUAGGAACAAGAAUGGACUUUUACGCAGUACUUUAUGCAUUAUGGUUGAUGACUUUUGUAAUGUUAUCGAGGGGAACCUUAGCAAAAGUGUGGAUCAUUUUUAUGUUUUUUGUUGUUAUCACUAUACCAUUACAAUAUGCUAUUGUAAUUGGACUACCUCCAGAUCUUUGUUUACAAUGGCCAUGGGAUGAAAAUGAAAUUAUGAAGAAUUUCCGUGACUGGAUGUUCUUACCAGAUCCUGAUUCCCCUCCGGAUGCAUAUAAAUUAUUAUGUGAUUUUAUCGUAUUAUUAUUUGUGUCUCGCCAAUCUAUUGUCUUCAAAAUAGAAAGAAGGCAUAUUGAUGUGGAAUAUCCAGGAGGAACAAAUCGUUCAAUUAUUGAGGAAGCUGAAAAACCCAGUUUUAUAAAUCCAGUACCCGAUUUCGUAUCUCAUAUAAGAUCAUGGCUUGAUAUUUUAAAACGUAUUGUUCUCAUUGGAUUUAUUUGGUUCACAUUAGCCAUUGUAUUUUUAGCUGGUACCAAUAGAGUUAAUCUAUUUUCUCUUGGAUAUCUAAUAGGUUCUUUCAUAUUUUUAUGGCAAGGGAACGAUUAUUAUCUUCGACCUGUAAACGUUAUUCUUAAAUGGUGGAAUAAGUUAAUACUUUAUAAUAUUACUGUUAUUACUUUGAAAGCUAUACUCCAAAUACCUGGUUGUAUUUUUAUGAAUUACAUGAAAAUGAAAGCUUGUUGGAUGAUACAACUGUUUGGUAUUUCUUGCAUACAAAAGUUUUCUACUAACCAUCCGGUUACAACGUCAUCAGACAGUGAUGAUUGUGAGAUACCAGUUGAGCAUGUUGGUUUGGCAUGGGAUAUUUUAUGUUUUGGGUUUUUAAUUUUUCAAAGACGUCUUUUUAACAGCCAUUACUUCUUUAGAAUUGUAGAUGAAACAAAAGCAAUGGCUAUAUUAGCCUCUAGAGGAGCUGAAUUAAUUCAAGAGCUGUCACAAAAACGAAUCCAAGAACAGCAUGAAUCAGAAAGAAAGGUCCUAGAAAAAAUCAAAUCAAAAAUGGAUCGAAUCAAAGCUACUCAAAAGAAAAUUCAAGGUUUUGGAAUCAAGGAUCCGGAGUCUCAUGAAAAAGCCGAAGAAAUCGUGUUUGCCCCCCUAGCCCGCGAUCUGUCAGGGAGUUCGAUCCUUCAAAGUUUUCACACGCCACUCGAAGACGAACCGCCCACGUUGUCUUAUCUGCAACCGCCAACGCCAACGUCCACUGUCCUGACUGUAUCACUGGACGGUUACCUGGACCCGCAGCGAAUGUCAUUCAGCAGCACUGCGCACCGACGGCCUCUGUCAUUUGACGAAAGCGCUAUUUAUUCCGGUGUUUUUUCACCGCCGCCAACAAUCACGCAACACCGACGACAGUCCUCGUUGGGUGUGCCGUCUACCUGGUAUCCGCGCAAACGGUCGGCUUCGGCCACAUCUCAUCAUACUUCUAUUCGUUCUGGUGAUUAUUACAUGUUUGAUGAGUUUGAUGACGAAUUAGAUUCAAUUGUGGAAAAAGAUAAUGAAUUAAGUGACGACUCACUUGAAGACUCAGACAAAACUGACACAGACCAUUUUGUGUACAAAAAAAAGAAAGAAAUGGAUAAGUCAGUUGUUGGUGAAACGAGUAAACUAGCCAUGGGUGAUGGCGAGGAUUUAGGAGAAGAUACUCAAGAUGGAGAUAAAUUAAAAUCAUUCAGUAAGAAAAUUAAAGAGAAUAUUUAUUUGUUCAUGGCUUUUGUCAAUAGUUCAACAAAAACAUUGACUAGGAAAUUAAAUAAAAUUUCUCGAGACUAUAGAUAUGUUAUCCGGACACUAGCAGUUGAAAAAAAAACAUUAAAACAAAAUCGAGGUUUUGGAAUUGGUCUAAGAACAGGCUCAUCAAUGAUUUGGCAGCCUAUGCCAUUUGUUGGUAAAAGCGUUACGUUAAGUGCUGAAAAGUUAGAAGAAUUAGAAGAACAGCAAGAAUUAAAUGCUUCCAAUCAGCCCCAGCUUAUGCGCCUCAUCUUGGCUCUUUGGUUUGCAAUCAUAUCCCACUCUGAUUUGGUGUGUUAUUUUAUGAUAUUCCUGCAUCAGAUUAAAUCUGCCACUAUUUUAAGUUUGCCACUGCCAUUAAUGGUUUUUUUGUGGGGUACGCUCACUGUUCCUAGACCGACAAAGAAUUUCUGGGUCACUCUUAUUGCGUACACUGAAGUAAUUGUUGUCAUUAAAUGUAUGUUCCAAUUCGAUAUGAUCCCAUGGAAUCAACAAGUUGUUACUGACAACAUGCCAUUUUUCCUGCCAAGAAUUAUUGGCAUUGAGAGGAAACAAAAUUAUGCAACAUAUGAUUUAUUUUUACUUCUUGUUUUGUUCUUCCACCGAACUAUGUUAAAAUCAUUGGGUCUUUGGAAAAGUUCAUUGUCAUUUAAAGGAACACCCAUUAACCAAAUAUCUUUAUUUGACACAAUUGAUACUCGAUGUUCAAUGGGUUCUGAGGGUUACCAAGGAUCUGUAGACAAUGAUCCAAGUACUGAACAAACAACAGUUGUGUUGGCUCCAGAAUUUUUGCAAUCCAGUAACAGAGAUGAACAAUUUAUUCAAAAGUCUUACGAACAGUCAUUCGAUAAAUCCAACUCGGCGGAGACUGAUAAUCUCUUAGAAAUAAUGCCGUUAUCUCUCAAAAAGCAUUGCAGUCCUCUAGUGUCUUUCUUCGAACAGUUAAUAGAUUCAAGCUCUAGAGUCAACGCUGACGUUUACACUUAUAUGUUUUUGUGUGAUUUCUUCAAUAUAUUUGUUGUUGUUUUUGGAUUCUCAGCUUUUGGUUCUCAAAGUGAUGGUGGCGUGUCUCAAUACUUUGAAGAAAAUAAAGUACCUGUUCCGUUUUUAAUCAUGUUGACCCUUCAAUUCGCAUUAAUUACUGUUGAUCGGUUGCUUUAUUUAAGAAAGUAUAUCCUUGGAAAAAUACUAUUCCAGUUUGUGUUGAUAAUUGGUUCUCAUAUAUGGAUGUUUUUCAUAUUACCUGGGGUUACAGAAAGACAAUUUAAUGCUGUGAUUCCACCUCAACUAUGGUAUAUGGUAAAAUGUUUUUACCUAUUAUUGUCUGCAUAUCAAAUUAGAAGUGGAUAUCCAACCAGAAUUCUCGGAAAUGUUCUAUGUAAAAAUUACAAUUAUAUUAACAUGAUUCUAUUCAAACUUUUCAUGUUAUGCCCAUUUGUAUUUGAACUGCGGACAAUAAUGGAUUGGGUAUGGACCGAAACAUCAAUGACAUUACCAGAUUGGCUUAAAAUGGAGGACAUCUUUGCACAUAUUUUCCAACUAAAAUGUUCAAGGCGUGUAGAAAAUGAAUACCCAAAUCCUAGGGGUAUAAAAGUUAAACCAGCAAAAAAAUACUUGAUAGGAGGUGGAUGCUUGAUCUGUUUAGUAACUGCUAUCUCGUUUCCACUCGUGUUAUUUGCUCUUGGAAAUACAGUGGGAGAGCCUAAUUUACCCGAAAGUAUCAAUCUAAAUGUUAAACUUGGAUCUAACCAACCAAUAUACACCAUGACUAUUGAAGGUACAAUUGAAAAGUUUGAUGAAUCUGACUGGUAUUCUAUGAUAAAUGUUUACAAAAAGUCUAGAUCGGCCCAAACAUUCUUAUCCAACUAUGAUUAUGAAGAUGUUGGUGUUUUCACCAUAACAACCCAUUCAGCAAAUACAUGGUCAAUCAGUCCACCUGAAUUGGACAGCAUGAUAAAACAACUUAGUGCACCUAAUGCCUCUUACACUGUUAAAACUGAUUGGGCUAUUAACCGUAAAAAUGCCUAUGGAGAGCAACCAAAAGACGUUAAAGAUAGCCAUGCAAUUACUAUUAACCAAACAAUUUGUGCAGAACUGGCUAAUCUCAUUACUUAUAAAAAACACAGUGUCAUGUUGUAUGGUUUAAUACCAAAGUUUAUUAAAGUCACUGGAUUUGGAGGAGCAAGUGCUGUAUCACAGCUCAUGAUCAGUAAUGAAACUGUGCCAUACAUGAAUGCUAGUGUGUUUUUAAACGAUAACAUUCGAAACAAUGAUAGUGAAAAAUGGUGGGACUUGUAUGAAGAAUGUCCUAAUGAAACUUCUGCUCGAUAUUUAUACGAUUUGCCCAAAAGUUCAUGUAUGCCUGGUGGUAAUAAACGUACAUUCACAAUAUACACAUUUAAUGACAAAGCAUUUCCAGAAACAUUGAACCUCAUCAGUGGAAAAGG